GUUUUCUUUCUGUAGGUCUUCCUGUCCGGCUUUAAUCUCUUGGAUUUCCGCUCUGGCUGACUCGAUUGCAAUGUUUUGGUGUGUGAUGGUUUUCUUCAGGCUGAGAAUCAGCGCCCAGACCAUCUGGUUGGUGAUGCGGUUACUGGUAUCAUCUGGCGCGUUGAAGUCGAGGGGUGGGAUCGUAAUGUUUUGUGUUCUCCUUGUCCUGCCCCUAUGGGCUGGUGCCAGCGUCUGCUCGCCCUCGUCUCUUGCAGAGUUUUCAGGUGUCCUUGGGGACACUAAUGUCGGAAUAAGAGUGUCUAUUGUACCACACCACUCGCGCAGCGAAGUAGAGCAGCGGUCGCUGGGGAGCUUCCGCGAAGAGCUUGACGGGUUUGAUGAGCUACCUCAGCUGGUUGAUAAUGCUAAAACGGAAAUGGGAAUAUCUACGCAUGGGAAAGCUAUUUCAAACGAUCUUCUACGGAUUGAGGUGUCCGGGCCAGACCGGCCGCAUUUGACCAUCGUUGACUUGCCAGGCCUUGUUCAUUCCGAAACCAAACAUCAAUCCGCACCGGACGUUCAGCUGGUGCAGGAGGUGGUUCAGUCAUAUAUGAAACAGCCGCGAAGCGUCAUCACCAAGCCCAAUACGCUGGUCGCAAAUUCCGCAAGCGAGAGGAUUUUUAUAUCAUUAGCGAAAAAUCGGGACAUUGGAUUUCGGCUCGGAUGGCAUGCGCUCAGGGAUAUGGAUACUGCUCAGGGCACUUGGACCCUUUCCGAUCGCGAUCAGAAAGAGCAAGACUUUUUCUCCAAGGGGGCCUGGGGAGAGAUGCCAUCCUCAUUGGUAGGGACUGGCUCGCUGCGUAAUCGUCUCAGCCGAUUACUUCUGCGACAGAUUGCGGCUGAGCUUCCAAAUCUCAUCGGAGAGAUUGAAGACAAGGAGGAGGAUUGUAUACAGCAAUUGAAUAAGCUUGGCGAGCCCAGAGCUACUUUAGAUGAGCAAAGGACUUAUCUUCUGAACAUUAGUCAACACUUGCAAUCUCUGGUCAAGGCUGCCGUCGAUGGCACAUACAAUGAAAUGUUCUUUGAAGAUAUCCAAUCUCCUACGGGUCAUCAGAAGCGGAUUCGUGCUGUCAUCCAAAAUCUGAACGAAGCUUUUGCAGAGCGCCUUAACACUGAUCAAGUUGAUGGUCUGAGUGGGCAAAUCCUGGUUACGCGAGGCAAGUUCAUGGGUCGUAUUCAGGAUCUUAUGAAACGAACAAGAGGACGGGAACUACCCGGCACAUUCAAUCCUAUGAUUGUCAGUGACCUAUUUCAGGAACAAUGUCGCCCCUGGGAAACAAUAACAUAUCAGCAUAUUUUCUCGGCUUGGUUGGCGGUCGAAAAAUUCAUGUCGCUUGUGAUAGGUUACAUAGCUGAUGAGGCAACUUCUGCCGUUCUUUUCGAUCAGGUCAUCUCCCCUGCACCCCUUCGACUCAAGGAGGUUCUGACGACAAAAUGCAAAAGCUUACUUGCAGUGGCCGUUGACAGGCGCGCAGGCGAGCUAAGGAGAAUCGUUCAACAUUUCUUUGGUAUCGACGACCUACAAGCACCGCAGUACCUCGGGAAGUAUACUGAGCCAAAUAUGAUGCGUUUCGCUUCGGAAGAGGCUUUGGAUUGCAUGCUUGCCUACCACAAGGUGGCACUGAAGCGAUUCAUCGACGACGUGGCGGUUGAGGCUGUGGAGGUUGAAUUGGUCCAGUCUCUUAAUUCUCUUUUUACACCCAUCAAAGUUUACGAAAUGCCGUCCGAGCUGGUAUCGCGCAUCGCAGGCGAAUCUGAAGAAAACCGUGCAUUAAGAGAACAACUAAACAAGAAAAUGCAGAUACUUGGGAGUGGCUUAAGCGUUUGUCGACAAUUUGUUGGUAGUCGAGGUGUCAGUACGAACCUAAUGAAUGCGGUACGCCGGUUUAAUGAUAAAUCCCAAGGUCGAACUGAUCACACCCCGUUGCAAAGCGAUUUUGCCGACCAGGACAUUUUCCCCCAUUGUGGUAACUCAAACGACACAGAUGCCGAACUGAAAAGCGAAAUAGAUGAAUCUCUUAGUGGACGGUCGAUAAUUUCCGCUCCCCAGUCAAUUUCAGAGGAUAGGAAUGAUGGAUACUUGGUCUUACAUGAAAGGAAACAAGAAGAGAAGGUCUAA
Aspergillus welwitschiae is the source of this 2158-nucleotide messenger RNA. RefSeq lists its product as uncharacterized. Gene Ontology annotation, molecular function: microtubule binding; GTPase activity. Bases 71 to 2158 code for a protein of 695 amino acids. Gene Ontology annotation, cellular component: cytoplasm; membrane; microtubule. The transcript has 8 exons. The record is from RefSeq and is a predicted model, not a curated record. NCBI's taxonomy places the organism in Eukaryota, Fungi, Ascomycota, Eurotiomycetes, Eurotiales, Aspergillaceae.